This is a messenger RNA of Carcharodon carcharias (great white shark), 2183 nucleotides long. RefSeq names its product RNA-binding protein with multiple splicing 2. Bases 481 to 1179 code for a protein of 232 amino acids. The transcript is spliced from 9 exons. NCBI's taxonomy places the organism in Eukaryota, Metazoa, Chordata, Chondrichthyes, Lamniformes, Lamnidae. Gene Ontology annotation, molecular function: mRNA binding; protein homodimerization activity. The record is from RefSeq and is a predicted model, not a curated record. Gene Ontology annotation, biological process: negative regulation of smooth muscle cell differentiation.
UUUUGCCCCCUCCCCACCCCCCCCACCCCUAUUUUUCCCCUCCCCUUUUCUUAAAACUGCGAAACACGUGGAACAAGGUUUGAGGUGAAGGAAAAGCAACGGGUGGCGGUGGUUGGCUGGAGAGACGGAUAAAGCGGCCACUUCUUGCUUGUAGCCCCUCCAUCGCGCACCUACAAAUGCACUCCCAACACCUUUAGUCCCCCUUUUUUUUUUACAUUUCUUUCUUUUUUAAAAAAAUAUAUGGUGUUUAUUUUUUUAAAAAAAUACAACAUUCCGCCCUUCCCCCUUUUUCCCCACUUCCCAGCACCAGCUUCACCAAGGACACUGGUCUAACUGUUUCGCCUGGACAGCAGUAGCGGCGGCAGCAGCAGCUCUGACCUUUCGCACUGCGGAGAGAGAGAGAGAGAGACCCCCCCCCCACUUGCCUCUUGGUAAGCGAGCGAGAGAAAGCGUCCAGCCCCUGAAGGAGGAACCCGAGCCAUGAGUACGAAAAGUGAUGAACCCAAUAAUAAUAACAACGAGGAAGAGGUCCGCACCCUUUUUGUGAGUGGGCUUCCCAUGGAUAUUAAACCCCGUGAGCUUUAUCUUCUCUUUCGGCCAUUUAAGGGUUAUGAAGGGUCACUGAUCAAGCUAACAUCAAAACAGCCGGUUGGUUUUGUUACAUUUGAUAGUCGAGCUGGAGCAGAAGCAGCAAAGAAUGCAUUAAAUGGCAUUCGAUUUGAUCCAGAAAACCCUCAAACUCUCCGGUUGGAAUUUGCAAAGGCAAACACAAAGAUGGCUAAAAGCAAACUGAUGGCAACACCCAACCCCACGAAUAUGCACCCGGCCUUGGGGGCACACUUCAUUGCACGGGACCCCUGUCCCCACUGCUGCCUCCCACCACCAUGCUUCCUCCAGCCGUUAGGAUGGGAUGCUGAUCACGGAUUUCUCCAAGGCCAGUCAGUACCACCCCACAUGUGGCUGAGAGAUGACCUUGCAGGAACAGCACUGAUCCCUGCAUCUCCAGAGGCCUGGGCUCCUUAUCCACUGUACACAACAGAACUGACCCCUGCCAUUCCACAUGCUGCGUUCACCUAUCCUGCUGCUGCUGCUGCAGCUGCUGCACUUCACGCUCAGAUGCGCUGGUAUCCUCCAUCUGAAGCUUCGCCGCAAGGAUGGAAGUCCCGUCAGUUUUGUUAAGUAUUUAACUGCCCCUAUCCAAGAAUUCAAGUUUCUCCAUGGAGUGAUGUGCAAGGACAGACUGGAUUUUGUUUUCGGGUUCAAGUUGCUGAAGGAGAUUUUGGGCAACUAGCUCGCUUCCACUCAGCUUGAGGAGUGGUCACCUGAGGACUGUGGAUUUAAAGAACUUUACUGGUGAAUUAUCAUGUGGGAGGAUCUAUAACCUGGCAGUCUGAUCUAUCUAGUGCAAGGACCAGCAGUAAAAUGGCACCCCUGCUGUGAAACUUCAAAAUUAAAGGCCGACAUUGAUGGAACUGUGAAGUACAAUGACUGGCACAUGAACAGCACGUCUAAUGUAUUUUGUCUUUUGUAAAUGUAUUUUGUAAAUGCAUCCAUUUGGUCUUGGUGUUUGACCUUUGCCCCUACUCCCCUUUUCUAUAGACCGGGACUGACCAUUUUGCGAAGGCAGUUCCGCAAAGUGGAAUUGAGCUGUUACCAACUAAAGAUCCUCUCUUAAGAGGAGGCUUUUAUCAUCAGAUUCUUUUGUCGUUGGAGGGAUCUCCAUGCUGACGCUUAAGGAUGUCCACCAGUAUACUUUUGAAGUUGCCACAGCCUAUUUUGUUUUGUUUAGUGCCCUUGGAUUGUUAACUCAUCUCUUCUGGAGAAAACCUGUCUUGCCAAAUAUCAGCUGUUCCUGUUAAAAGUAUUUUGAACAAUAUUGAGUACAAGUAUUUUUGUACUGGUGUAAUGAAGAAUAUUUAUGCAUCAAGGAUUUUUGUGCAAUUAAAAUUGUAACCUGUAUUAUAACUUAAUGUUAGUUCAGUUGUGUUUUGGAAAUGCUGAUUAUAGCCCAUAUGGUAGUUUAAGAAAAGGUGCAAUUGUAUUUUUUUGCUUACUUGGCGUUAAGUACUUAAAGUAUUAAGAGUGUGGUUGUUUUGCUUGUACAAGGACUGCAAGAUUUCAGAUGUAAGUUGCUGAUCCUUCUAGAAUGUGAAACUGGAUUAUAAAAGACCGAAUGUUAAAUA